AUGAAUUCUUCGUCAAUUAUGAAAGAUAAUGUUCAAUUACUCGAUUUACCUGAUGAAUUAAUUCUAAUUAUUAUGAUUAAAAUCAAACCUCGCGUGUUAUUGCUUAAUUCUAUUAUUACUAUUGGUAAUAAUCGUUUGGAACAACUUGCAAUUGAUAAAUGUCAUUCAAUUGAUUUAACUUUUGAUUAUGUUCAAUCACCAUAUGAAACGGUUAUUCAACGAUUUUAUUCACAUAUUAUGCCUCAUAUUAUUGAUAAUAUUCAAUCAUUGAUUUCAUGUCCCCAUUUAAAACAGGUGACAAUGAAAGUAUAUCGGAAUAUUAGUAACUAUAAAGAAUGUAUUGUUCCUCUUCUACAACGUUUGUCAAAUGUUGAAUAUUUAACAUUAUUAUUAGCUAUUAAUGGAACAAGAAGUAGACUUGAUCAUUUUGUUGAUGGAUUUGAUUUGGAGAAAGAUAUUGUUUCAUACAUGCCUUAUUUACAUCAAUUUAAUUUUCAUAUUCGUACAAUAUUUCAAAAUGCUACUCAUGUAGAAAUUAAUACAAUACGUGAAAGUUUUCUGAAAUAUCAACAAGAAUCUAUUGGUUGUACAGUUGACUAUUUCAAUAAUAAUUAUGGACAAUGUCAAAUCUAUUCACUUCCAUUUAUUGGCAAUCGUCUUGAUUUCAUUUCAAAUCGGUUUCCACUCUUCGAUAUUAAUAAUACAUUCUCAAUGGUUACUAUGUUAUUACUUUUUGAUGAUGUCAAACCAUUCGAAAAUCUUUUCUUUGCACGUAUUGCUCGAGAUCUGCCUUAUCUUAAAACACUCGAAAUGUUCAAUGGACUUGAACAACAAGAGAAAACAAUAGUGACAACAAAUAAUCUUGAGUUUACUCAUUUAUCUACACUAAUUCUAUUUGACAUUCAUAUGGAUUAUGCUGAACUAUUUUUUUAUCGAAGUCAUCUUCCUCGUCUAAUUGAACUGGCUAUUCAUAAGGAUAUAUUGUUAGCUAUAAUUACUCAAAAUCAACAACAAGCAAGAGACAAUUGUUCGAAAGUAGAAAAUUUAUUAACUUCGGAGACAUACUGUGAUUCAGUAGAUGCUGUUCGAAACUUUUUUCCUCUAGUUUCUCAUUGA
Molecule: messenger RNA, 1116 nt
Organism: Rotaria sordida
Lineage: Eukaryota; Metazoa; Rotifera; Eurotatoria; Philodinida; Philodinidae
Source: the annotation of a GenBank genome assembly